CGAACGCGCUUAGCACGCCGGAAGUGACGUCGACUCUGCGUGCCCGUUGUUAUAACGGCUAGGUGGCCGUUCGGCAAGCGUUCAAAGCUACCGAGGGUCCGUGAGUUUAUUGAUAUUUACUGAACGUUAGCCAUGCCGCGAGUGUACAUCGGCAGGCUGAGCUAUCAUGUGCGAGAGAAGGACAUACAGCGGUUUUUCAGCGGCUACGGGAAGCUUUUAGAGAUCGAUCUGAAGAACGGGUAUGGGUUCGUGGAGUUUGAGGACACCCGUGACGCAGACGAUGCCGUGUACGAGCUGAACGGUAAAGAUCUGUACCGUGAACCACUCAACAUGAACCACGCGAGACCACCACGGAUACACCGAGAUUUAUACGGUCGGCGUCAUGCUAGUGGUUAUAGCAGCAGGAGCCGGACCGGACGAGAGAAAUAUGGACCUCCGGUUCGCACGGAGUACCGACUGAUAGUGGAGAACCUGUCCAGUCGCUGCAGCUGGCAGGAUCUCAAGGACUUCAUGCGUCAAGCUGGAGAGGUGACCUAUGCUGACGCCCACAAAGAACGGACCAAUGAGGGGGUCAUCGAGUUUCGCUCCUACUCUGAUAUGAAGAGAGCUGUGGACAAGUUGGAUGGCACUGAUAUCAACGGAAGAAAAAUCCGUCUUGUGGAGGACAAACCGAGACGACGUCGCUCCUACUCUAGGAGCAGGUCCAGGUCUCGCAGCAGACGCCGUUCUCACAGCAAGAGUCGCAGGAGUUCACAAAGUCGUUCGAGGUCCAGAUCUCGCUCAAGGUCCCGCAGCAAGCACCGCUCUCGUUCCAGGUCUGGUCGCAAGUCCCGCUCCAGGUCUAGGAGAAAGUCUCACUCCAAGUCCCCUACAAAGUCCCGCUCCAGGAAGUCAAAGUCUCGUUCCCGCUCGCGUACGCACAAGUCACGCAGUCGCUCCACCAGCCACAAAUCCCGCUCUCGCUCUGAUGCCCGCAAAUCUCGCUCCAAGAGCCGCUCCAGAGCGAAGUCAGAGAGAGAUUCCAGGAGCCGCUCCAAGGAGAAGUCGGUCAGUAGGAAGUCCCGAAGCCGCUCUGCUUCUCCAAGGGAGAAUGGAAAUGGAGAGCGGGCCAAGUCCACUUCUCGUUCGCCGUCCCCUAAAGAGAGCCGCCGUCAGUCUGAGUCGCCCGGCAAGCGUUCUGCGUCUCGCUCUCCUUCACGUUCUGCGUCUCGUUCCCGCUCUCGAUCUGCCUCUCAAGACUAGGGUCUCGCCGGUUGGUUUGCGCAGCAGGAAUGUCACGCACAGCUCAGUGUUAAUCGAUCUUUCACAGCCUAUGAACAUUCACCACAUGCUGGACGAGGCUGCAGGCCAGUGUAGUAUUGAUAACUCUGCUGUUUUCAACAUUGCAUGAAAACAAAAUUGCAUACCAGAGGCCCCCCCCCACCCCCCCAUACGUCAAAUUAGAAUUUGUUUUUCUUUUUGUCAUUAGUUGUGUAAGCAUCGCUCAGGUCGUUGUUUGUGUUCGACUCUCUUUGGUAUGGGGUGUCUUUAAAAGGCUCUUUAUUGUGAGGUUCAGGGAGGCUGUAACAAUACGUUAUAACUGAUAGAAUGUCUGCCUACUUCUGCAGCUGUCUUUUUGUGUAGUUGAGAUGGGAUAGUUGAGUGGAUGGCUAUGAAAAUGCUUCCGCGCUGUAUAGUCAGUCAUAACUGUCUCAUGCUGAUAUUUUUCCUGGAAGCUUUUUGUUUCUGUUUGUGCUUUGAAUCAUCCUGAAUUAUAUGUAUUUUUGUUUUUGUUUUACAAAAAGUUUAAUCCAUCACUUGCAGUGUGAUUUCUUGAGAUUGAUCUGAUUUUUAAAUUGGUUUUUGAACAUUUUCCAGUGUUUUAGUUAAAUAAACAUUUCAUUGGU
Molecule: messenger RNA, 1886 nt
Organism: Cyprinus carpio (common carp)
Lineage: Eukaryota; Metazoa; Chordata; Actinopteri; Cypriniformes; Cyprinidae
Product: serine/arginine-rich splicing factor 6-like
Exons: 6
Coding region: 133-1242 (369 amino acids)
Biological process (GO): mRNA splice site recognition; alternative mRNA splicing, via spliceosome
Cellular component (GO): nucleus; cytoplasm; ribonucleoprotein complex
Molecular function (GO): mRNA binding
Source: RefSeq, a predicted model, not a curated record